AUGUAUUGUUGCUAUGGUUUGAAUCAAUUUUGAUAGUUGUCAUGUCUCCAUAUUCCACACUGGCUGCUCUGCAGGAUCAACCUUGUUCAAAACAGAAGUCUAUUACUUUCUUUGAGCAUGACAAAUCAACCAACGAGCUGCUACCUGCUUGUGUUGAAAUACCUACUGAUGGAACUGAUGAGUGGGAAAUUGACAUGAAACAACUCAGGAUUGAAAAAAAAGUGGCAUGUGGAUCAUAUGGGGAACUAUUUAGAGGAACCUAUUGUAGUCAGGAGGUAGCUAUCAAAAUUCUCAAGCCUGAGCGUGUAAAUGCAGAAAUGCUACGAGAGUUUUCUCAGGAAGUGUAUAUAAUGAGGAAAGUCCGGCAUAAAAAUGUUGUCCAGUUUAUCGGUGCAUGUACACGAUCACCAAACCUCUGCAUUGUGACGGAGUUCAUGACUCGGGGGAGCCUCUAUGAUUUUCUUCACAAACACAAAGGCGUUUUUAAAAUUCAAUCUUUGCUUAAAGUGGCACUUGACGUGGCCAAAGGAAUGAACUAUCUUCAUCAGAACAAUAUCAUUCAUAGAGACCUUAAGACUGCUAAUCUUCUUAUGGACGAACAUGAAGUUGUCAAGGUUGCCGAUUUCGGGGUUGCCAGAGUGCAGACUGAGUCAGGGGUCAUGACAGCUGAAACAGGGACAUACCGAUGGAUGGCACCAGAGGUCAUUGAGCACAAACCUUAUGAUCACAGGGCAGAUGUUUUUAGCUACGCAAUUGUGCUGUGGGAACUUUUGACUGGCGAAGUCCCAUAUUCUUACUUGACUCCACUGCAAGCUGCUGUUGGCGUUGUCCAAAAGGGACUUCGCCCAAAAAUUCCAAAGCAAACACACCCAAAACUGACUGAACUUCUUGAGAAAUGUUGGCAGCAAGACCCAGCUCAAAGACCCGAUUUUGCAGAAAUCAUAGAAAUGCUUAACAUACUAGUCCACGAGGUUGGAGAAGAUGAGCGCCAAAAGGACAAACAUGGUGGUUACUUUUCAGGCCUAAGGAAAGGCCAUCGUUGACACUCUCUCGAGUGCCCUGAAACUGUGGUUUGAUCGGUUUGAUAGAGCUCUACUCACUUUCUCGUUUUCCUUUUGUACAGUCUCUUAGAGCCUCACUCUUUUUGUCCAUGUAUUAUUUUUCUAGAGCAAUUUCCUUUUGAUACAAUGAUCACUGCAGAGUUUGAGUUGCAUUGCAAGUCAAUAAAGUUUAAACCAUUCUUUUGAAGAUGAAGCAAGUAUUAUUAUUAA
Messenger RNA from Camelina sativa (false flax), 1271 nucleotides. NCBI's taxonomy places the organism in Eukaryota, Viridiplantae, Streptophyta, Magnoliopsida, Brassicales, Brassicaceae. The record is from RefSeq and is a predicted model, not a curated record.